AUGCGCGGCGGCAAGCGCACCCUCGAGGAGCUCGCCAACAAAUCCGAUUCGAACGACGAAGACUACAGCGAUUCUCCCGCCCCACGAAGAUCGAAGUCAAGCCCCCGAAAGAAACCCGGACACGGACACGCCAAGAAGAGGCGACGUCGUGAUUCGAACAAUGACAUUGUAUCUGAUGGCCUCGAUCUGAGCGAUGAGGAUUUAUCCUUCGAUGAAUCAGAACCGGAAUCAGACGACCCAAAUGUCCCACGCAAUGCACGUGGCACUGCGCGUCGAAGAACAACUCAAUCUCGACCGAUGUAUGAAGAACCUUCCGACGAGGAGUCAUCAGUACGAGACGAGGAUCCCGACGCAGAUGCCGACGGAGAAGCUGAAGACGAUAUCGUUGGUUCUUUGCCCAAGAAAAGUACUAUCCUGAAGCUCAAGGUACCACCUGAAGCCCUGCAACCAACUCGCAGAACCACUCGCCGCACCCGCGGCGCCUCAGAGGACAUUUACGCACUGACAAAUUCUGGACGCCAUAUGGAGACCGUUGAACGUGGCACUAUCAGCCCAGAAGCUGAAGGUUUACGCCGAAACUCACGGGGCCGCCGAUCAUCAAAGCAACCUGUCAUGAGUGAAGUUAUGGAGACAACCCUGGAAGUCAUGGAAAGUGCGCCUCAGAGCUUUGCCGAAGGAGAUACGCCAGCUAUCCCCGACGCUGAGGAUAAUAAUGGUGAUGUUGACAUGGCCAAUGAUGAUGGGAUUGUCCCAGAGUCCGAAAAUGGCGACGCGAAGGUCGAAAAUGGUGACGACGACGACGACGAAGAUGAUGAAGGACCUAUUACUCGGCGACGAAGCCGGCCGAAUCGGGACCAAGUAGAUGAUGAAGAGGAGCAUGAGCCUGAAACUGAAGAACCUGAACGCCGUCGAUCUGGCCGCAAGAAGCCAUCCUCACAAAGGAAGAACGACGAGAGCGACUUUGAACCAGAGGAAGAAGCUUCCAACGACGAGUCUAUAGAUUCACAUUCUGCCAAAUCCUCGCCUCGAAAACAAAGCCAGGCUCGCGAUGAAGAAGAAGACAGCGCCACUGGUCGGCGUGCCGGUUUGCGCAAACGACCUUCACGCGCCCAGUCCGAAGUCGCAGAGGAACUUGCCGAAGAACUGCAAGACCUGCGAGGCGGUCGCCCUCGGCGUCGUAUGGCGCAAGAGAUAGUUUAUGAGAAGCCUCGUCGGAGCCGCAAGGAUGUUGAUUAUCGCAUCAUUCGUCCUGAUUUGGUCUUGGCAGCUGAUGAUGCCGAUAACGAUUUAGUAACCGAGUCUCCAUCUCGCCGUGGGCGUGGUGGCGGCGGUGGAGGUUGGCAACGAAGUUUGUUUCCAACAUAUGGUCCUUUUGGUGGAGGUGGUCCCGCAGCUAUUCUUGGCCCUCCUGGCGCCCCUGCUGCGACUGGAGGCGUGGAAACCGACAGUAGUGAUGACGAAGUUCCUCAGCCUCAACAUCCUAAGGGUCAUGGCCUUGCUACCGGUGGCCUUGUACCCCAAGCUCAUUCAGGCGACCCGGCCCAGAAUACCUCUGGCACGCCAGCCAACUUCGGCAAGGUCAAGGACAAGCAAGCAUUGGCUGAUGCUGAUCCGCUUGGUGUGGAUAUGAACGUCAACUUCGACAGCGUGGGUGGCCUUCAGGGACACAUUGAUCAACUCAAGGAGAUGGUCUCGCUUCCGUUGCUAUACCCGGAAAUCUUCCAAAGGUUCCAUAUCACACCCCCACGUGGUGUGUUAUUCCAUGGUCCUCCUGGUACCGGUAAGACGCUUUUGGCUCGGGCAUUGGCAAAUAGUGUCAGUUCUGAAGGCCGUAAGGUCACCUUCUAUAUGAGGAAGGGCGCGGAUGCUUUGAGCAAAUGGGUCGGUGAAGCUGAGCGUCAGCUCCGACUACUUUUCGAAGAAGCCCGCAAAACGCAGCCCAGUAUUAUCUUUUUUGAUGAAAUUGAUGGUCUGGCGCCCGUUCGUUCCAGUAAACAGGAACAAAUUCAUGCAUCGAUUGUUUCCACUCUCCUGGCAUUGAUGGAUGGUAUGGAUGGACGUGGUCAAGUCAUAGUGAUUGGCGCAACCAACCGACCUGACUCCGUUGACCCUGCCCUUCGUCGCCCUGGUCGCUUCGACCGCGAGUUUUAUUUCCCGCUCCCCAAUAUUGAAGGUCGACGUGCAAUCUUGGAUAUCCACACCAAGGGUUGGGACCCCGCCCUCCCUAUCCAUAUCAAAGACGAGCUAGCCAAAAUCACCAAGGGCUACGGUGGUGCCGACUUGCGAGCUCUCUGUACCGAAGCCGCCCUCAAUGCUGUUCAACGACAGUAUCCCCAGAUUUAUAAGUCAGACAAAAAGCUUAUCAUUGAUCCUAAAAAAAUCGAUGUUAUCCCCAAGGAUUUCAUGCUGGCAGUCAAGAAGAUGGUCCCGUCCUCUGAAAGAACAACUUCCUCUGGCGCAACCGCAUUGCCUCAGAAGGUCGAGCCCCUACUGCGCCAGGCGCUAGCUGAUAUCGAGGCUUCUCUCGCUGAGAUUUUACCCCAGCGAAAGAGACUCACUGCCCUGCAGGAAGCUCAGUAUGAGGAACCCGCAGAUGGAAAUGGAUUCCGACGAGAACAAAUCAUGCAGGACUUCGAUCGUUCGCGAAUCUUCAAGCCGCGCUUGCUUCUUCGUGGCUCUCGGGGAAUGGGGCAGAAAUAUCUCGCAGCGGCCCUCUUGCAUCAUUUUGAAGGUCUCCACGUUCAAGCAUUCGAUCUUCAAACACUUCUCAGUGACUCUACAAGGUCGCCAGAGGCGACUGUAAUCCAACUGUUUUCCGAAGUGAAAAGAAACAAGCCGAGUGUAAUUUACAUCCCGAACCUUCACUCUUGGUCAGAAACGGUUGGCCAUACUGUAAUAUCGACGUUCUUGGACUCGCUUGACUCAAUACCGCCCACUGAUCAAGUUCUACUGCUUGCUGUUCUUGAAUCAGGCGAAAGGGAAACAGAUCCCGCUUUACUCAAGGAACUGUUCGGUCUCUCUAAGAUGAACACGUUCGACAUUGAAGCCCCUGGCAACAAAGCACGACACGAAUUCUUUGAUAAAUUGAUCGAAUACGUUCAAACGGCUCCAGCCGAUUUCCCCGACCCCGAAAAGCGCAAAAUGCGGCAACUCGAGGAGCUCGAAGUUGCACCUCCGCCACCUCCCACACCUGAAUCGCAAAUGACAAAGGAGCAGGUUAAGGCCCAGAAAAAGAAGGAUCGACAGACCCUCAAUCUCUUAAAGAUCCGGAUUCAGCCUAUCAUGGAUCAGAUUAAGAAAUAUAAGCGUUUCCGGGCCGGGGUGAUCGAUGAAGCACAAAUCCGAUACCUGUGGGAAGAGGCCGAUCCGAACAUUGUCACCAGCGAUGUUCCUGUCGAAGAUCCGUAUACAUACAGACCUUUCGAGAAGGAUUACGAUAAACACGGCGUCCCUGGUCUUCGCGAGACUGUGUCAGGGAAAUUUUUCUACAACAUGGAGAUCGUAACAAUUGAGAAGCGCUUGUCCAAUGGUUACUAUAAACGCCCAUCUGACUUUUUGGCGGACAUCAAGCGAAUUGCUAAGGAUGCACGCCAAUUGGGCGACCAAGAACGGCUGUUGCGUGCGACUGAACUUUUGUCUAACGUCGAAGUUGACAUUUCCACUAUCGAGUCAGCCGAGCCGGCGCUUCUUGCAGAAUGCGAGAAUGUCUAUCUACGCGAAACGGCUCGUGAAAAGGAGGCAAUCGAGCGUGCAAAACUCGCUGCUGAAGAAGCGGAGAAGACAGCUUCACGACCUGUCACUGCCAAUGGCCUCCUUGGCAAUGUUGAAUCAAGGGCUUUCUCUGCUCAUGAUUCACGCCCAGUGACACCCACCAAGCUGUCAAAUGUGAGCUUUGUCAACGGAGACCACAAUGGCGGUGGCUCGGAUUUGAACGACUCUGGCUCUCAUGUUCAGAGCAAUGGCUCCCAUGGCGAUGGCGACGGUGAUGUUUUCAUGACCAACUCUGAGGAUCACUCUGGCGAUCACUCUGGCAGCAAGGAUACCCAACACAGCUCAUUCGGACCCUCUGCACAGCCGAAGCCAGCAUACUCGCACACUGCGCCUUCUCAGCAGCUUCGGCGAGAGUCUGGUCUCUCCAGCUUCUCACAAAAGGGACCCAUGACUCCCAUGGCCCCUGGGUCUCAACCAGCUGACUACACAAACGAAGCGUCUACUACCCAGACAACCUCUGACAAGAAGUCUUCCGAGCAAUUGUCCAACCAACAAAACCAAACAGAGAGCCCCCAGGUCUCACGGCAUGAAUACCCCGACCUGACGCCCUAUCCCGAUCGCGUCUCACAGGAGGAACAUCUGCCUGAUACUCAGCAAGGAGGUAGUAGCCAGCCUUCGCCGCUACCACGGGACUCGCAAGCUUUGACCCAGCCAGACGAGCACAGCGGCUUGAAUGGCAGCCAUUCGCAGUCGCAGCCGAAGCCACAGCCUCCUCUUUUCGACUCCUCCAAGCCCACAGCGAAUGCGUCCGCCAAUCUGCAAUUGUUGCUGAAUAGUGAACCGACACCCGAGCUUGUUAUUGACCACGAGUAUGUUAUGCAUCUGCACACCGAGUUAACUCAGCAAACAAGCGGCUGCUCUGUGGCACAGCUCGAGCAGGUUAAUGCUCGCUUGAUGGACUACAUCUGGCGCAUGCGUGGCGAGUGGAACCGGACAAAUGUGGCCAAGGGUAUCACUGAAACGUUCAAUGCGACCUUGGAGGAUAUGCAGUCCAUGCAGGAGGUCGGGCCGAUCAGCCAUAAUACCAAGCAGCAGAUGGCCAACCAGAAUUACUAA
Molecule: messenger RNA, 4827 nt
Organism: Penicillium manginii
Lineage: Eukaryota; Fungi; Ascomycota; Eurotiomycetes; Eurotiales; Aspergillaceae
Product: chromatin segregase YTA7
Exons: 2
Coding region: 1-4827 (1608 amino acids)
Biological process (GO): positive regulation of transcription by RNA polymerase II
Cellular component (GO): nucleus
Molecular function (GO): histone binding; ATP binding; ATP hydrolysis activity
Source: RefSeq, a predicted model, not a curated record